Mangifera indica (mango) is the source of this 1296-nucleotide messenger RNA. Its product is annotated as malate dehydrogenase, mitochondrial-like. The transcript has 7 exons. The record is from RefSeq and is a predicted model, not a curated record. Gene Ontology annotation, cellular component: mitochondrion; cytoplasm. Gene Ontology annotation, biological process: malate metabolic process; tricarboxylic acid cycle. NCBI's taxonomy places the organism in Eukaryota, Viridiplantae, Streptophyta, Magnoliopsida, Sapindales, Anacardiaceae. Bases 75 to 1103 code for a protein of 342 amino acids. Gene Ontology annotation, molecular function: L-malate dehydrogenase (NAD+) activity.
AACAGCAGACAUCUCGAGUCGAGGGACGAGCCCUUCUUAAACCUCUCAAAAAACUCUCAGUAAACCCAGCGAAAAUGAGAUUCCUCCUUUUUCGAUCCGUCAAAACCUUGGCGAUGAAGUCCGCCGCCUCCCGUGGCUUCACCUCGGAGUCCGUCCCCGACCGCAAGGUUGCCAUCCUUGGCGCCGCUGGAGGGAUCGGUCAACCCCUUGCUCUUCUCAUGAAGCUCAACCCUCUUGUCUCCAGGCUCGCUCUCUAUGAUAUCGCCAACACCCCGGGUGUUGCUGCGGAUGUCAGUCAUAUCAACACCAGAUCUGAGGUUGCAGGUUAUGUCGGUGAUGAUCAGCUUGGACAAGCUUUGGAGGGAUCAGAUGUUGUCAUCAUUCCUGCUGGUGUGCCCAGGAAGCCCGGCAUGACACGUGAUGAUCUUUUUAACAUUAAUGCUGGAAUAGUCAAGUCCCUGUGCUCUGCAAUUGCCAAGUAUUGUCCUCAUGCAAUUGUUAACAUGAUUAGCAACCCUGUGAACUCAACUGUUCCUAUUGCAGCUGAGGUUUUUAAGAAAGCAGGGACUUAUGAUGAGAAGAAGUUGUUUGGUGUGACAACCCUUGACGUGGUUAGGGCUAAGACUUUUUAUGCUGCAAAGGCUAAUGUAAACAUUGCAGACGUUAAUGUCCCAGUUGUUGGCGGCCAUGCUGGCAUCACAAUUCUCCCACUAUUUUCUCAGGCCACACCAAAAGCAAAUUUGCCAGAAGAAGAUAUUAAGGCCCUUACUAAAAGAACACAAGAUGGAGGAACUGAAGUUGUGGAAGCCAAGGCUGGAAAGGGUUCGGCAACUUUGUCAAUGGCUUAUGCAGGAGCCCUCUUUGCUGAUGCUUGCUUGAAGGGACUUAAUGGCGUACCAGAAGUAGUGGAAUGUUCAUUUGUGCAGUCAACUGUCACUGAGCUUCCCUUCUUUGCUUCUAAGGUGAGGCUUGGCAAGAAUGGUGUGGAAGAAGUUCUGGGAUUGGGUUCCCUCUCUGACCAUGAAAAGGAGGGCUUGGAGAAACUGAAGCCCGAACUCAAGGCAUCUAUUGAGAAGGGAAUAAAGUUUGCCAAUGACAAUUGAUCAGUCUCUCAUGUCGAUCAUUACAAAUUUUGCAUUAUUUAUUAGUUUUUGCAUUUGUUGCCAAUGGCAACGGCAAUGUCUUUUCAAACGGAGUAGGUUUCAUGAAUAAUGCCCAAUGUCAUUUUAUUACAAGGGAAAUUUAACAAAAUUUAAGUGGGCUGAAUUAUCAUCUAUAAAGCCCCCUUCUCUUUCA